Microplitis demolitor is the source of this 2017-nucleotide messenger RNA. RefSeq lists its product as uncharacterized. NCBI's taxonomy places the organism in Eukaryota, Metazoa, Arthropoda, Insecta, Hymenoptera, Braconidae. Bases 62 to 1753 code for a protein of 563 amino acids. The transcript has 3 exons. The record is from RefSeq and is a predicted model, not a curated record.
ACACGGUUUUAUAAUUUUUUAACAAAUAUAAAGUUACUCAAAGAUUCAAUUUAUGUGAACAAUGAACGCAAUAAUAAAUAAAAUUUAUCUAGUGAUAAAAAUUAUUUCAUUUAUUUCAAUAAUUAUAAAUAUCAAUGAAGCGGAAGACUUUACUGUAGGUGAUACAAUAAAUACAUUCGAGUCUAUAAAUUCGAUAAAUAAAGUAGCGGACAUAUUUAACGGCUUUGACGGAUUAAAGUUUAUUAAAGAAAAAAAAUUUAAUGAUAUUAUUGAUGAUUACUUUUUGGUAGCCGAUGAAUUCUGCUUGACAUUUGAAUCUCUAAAACGUUUUUACUAUCCACAAGUUUUUAUCGAUGGAAAAAUAUCAAGCAAUACACCGUCAAAAUUAUUUAGUUACAUGGAUAAUUCAUUGAAUAAAUUUUUGGGUAUUAAUAGCAAUUACGUGAAUAAUAAUUUUUUCAAAUAUGGGAUUGUUAAAAUAUGCAAAAUCGUAGAAAGUAAAGAUCUAAAUAUUGAGAUUAUCGACGAUAAAUAUUUUCCAAAUAUCAAUUCGGGUGCAAAUUAUAAUAUUUUAUUAAAUAAAACGGUUGUUUUUCGGCUGAAACGGGACUCUGAAACUCAUUAUAUUUCAUCUAUCUCUACCGGAACUUGUUUGCUUCAGAUUUAUAUAAAUGAUGCUCAUAAAUGUAUUACUAAUGAUGGUGAUAAAUCAUUAAAGUAUAAAGAUAGUUUUUUUAAAAAUCCAAUAUUCAAAGGUCACAUAACAACUCUCAGUAAUAAUCAUAGUCUUGAAAAUUUUAUCGACCAUUAUUAUCUUAUGAGUAAUAUUGACUAUUCUCUGUUUACAUUUCCACACCUAGCCCUUAAUUAUAAAGCAGAUAUAAUUGACAAAUUUGAAAACGAUGCUAUAGUGAGAGUUGAUUUAAAUUCCUUGCCUGAAUUACCGCGACAUACGAAACUGCUGCCGUCGAAAAAUAAAACAAAAUCAGUAGACAUUGUUCCAGGCGACAUAUUGAAUUUGGAUGAUUUACUUGAUGAUAAAUCGACAAAUAUAUCUAUUGACAAUGUAUUAAUUGACUCGAAUGAUUAUUUGGCAGUGCCCUUUGUGUCAUACAAUUACACAAAAUGUUAUGAUUUAGCUAAAAAAAAUGAUGUAAAAUUAGAAUUUAGCCAUUAUUUAUCACCGGAUAAAUUUUUUAAGACUGAUUACAAGUUGAAUUAUUUUGAAGAAGUAAUGAGACGGAAAUAUUAUGGAGUCGAUCGUAAAUAUUUGGGUGAUAGAUAUACUUGUUUGAAAAUAACCGUUUGUUCACAAUUUUUUAAGAAAAGAUUGCAUUUUUCUCCAUUAACAAUAAUAAAAUUAGAUGAACAAGCUAAGGACAAUACCAAAUAUAAUAUUUUUGAAAAUAAUAAUAUUUUACUGUGGUACACUAAAAACAAUGAAACACAUUAUGUUACUCGUACGGAAAAAGGCGACUGUUUAUUCCAGGCGUUAAUAUUUCCGCUUGAACUUGAGUACUAUGCAGACAAAACACAACUCAGCGAUAAUCCUAUACACAAGGGUAAAAUAUUAUCAGCAACCAAUAACACUGAAUUCGAAUUUCGGACUGAAUUAUUUUCUAAUAAUGAUCUCAGAGUUUUUAUAGAAGCCAACAGUAAUAUUUUGUUUACCUUAAAAACUUUUGAUGGAUUAAAUAAAAACGCUCUUACGAAGAAUGCUUUAAUAAAUGUCUACUUAGAUGAAAUGUAUUGAAAAAUAAUGUUCAAAAUUUGUUCAUCAGUUCCAAAACUUUUCAGUCUUUAAGCUCUGGAGUUAGGACUGCCCUACAAAGAAAUAUAUAUAUAUAUAUAUUCAAAAAUUUAUGGAACAUAUAUGUUUUGAUAUAUAUAUGUCAACAUAGAUCUUGUCGUAUAUAUUUCAAAAUAUAUAUGAACAUGUACACAAAGUUCAUCAAAAAUAUUUGUCUUUUGUCCGCAUAUAUGUGCCAAAUAAUUUUUGCAUAUACAUUUUUCUAUG